Messenger RNA from Hyla sarda, 2018 nucleotides. RefSeq names its product zinc finger protein OZF-like. The record is from RefSeq and is a predicted model, not a curated record. Lineage: Eukaryota; Metazoa; Chordata; Amphibia; Anura; Hylidae. Bases 166 to 1674 code for a protein of 502 amino acids. The transcript has 5 exons. Gene Ontology annotation, molecular function: RNA polymerase II cis-regulatory region sequence-specific DNA binding; DNA-binding transcription activator activity, RNA polymerase II-specific. Gene Ontology annotation, biological process: regulation of transcription by RNA polymerase II. Gene Ontology annotation, cellular component: nucleus.
CUGGACUGAUGAUUGGACGCUGGAUCUUUACACCAUUAAAGUCAAUGGAAUCUGCUGGUGAUUUAUCGCUGCGGAAACCUGCAUCGAAAAACUCUUCUUGUUACAGUGUGUCACCCCAAUAGUGAGGUUCCUAUAAGGUGUCAGGAUGUGGCGGUCUAUUUCUCCAUGGAGGAGUGGGAGUAUGUAGAAGGACACAAGGAUCUGUACCAGGACAUAGUCAUGAUGGAGGAUCACCGGCCCCUCACAUCACAAGAUGGAGUCAUUGAUAGAAAUCCACCCGAGAGGUGUCCCUGUCCUCUGUAUUCCCAGGACUGUCCAGAGGGAAAUGUCCCAGAGAACAAUCAGGGGGGAGAUCUGACUAAUAAUAAAGUGGAGGAUGAAGAAGAGAGGAUGAGGGGCCAUCACCCGUGUAUGAGGGAAGUGAAGGAGGAAAUUCCAGGAGGUGUUACCCCAGAAAAUCCCAGUAAGAAUUCUGAGGGAAACUUCAUGUUAUCCCUGAAUGAUAAAGGAGAAGAUGAAGAUAUGAUGGAGCGCUCCUCAGGAGAAGACCUCCUUACCCCUAAUGUCCAUCCAGAUCUAUCCUAUAAUAAUCCACCUGAUCAUGGGGAACCUUCUCCUGACCAACCACACAUUGUUACCACAAGGACAGAUCAGGAACAUGGGAAAGGUUUAUAUUGUGAGGAAUGUGGGAAACAAUUUAUAAAAAAAUCAGGUCUUGUGACACACAGAAAAAUUCACAGAAGAAAGAAGCAGUAUGUGUGUUCAGAAUGUGGGAAAUGCUGUAAAUGCCCAGCAGAGCUUAUAAUACAUGAGAGAAUUCAUACAGGAGAGAAGCCAUAUUCAUGUUCAGAAUGUGGGAAAUGUUUUAUAAGUAAAUCAGAUAUUUCAAAACAUGAGAGAACUCACACGAGAGAGAAGCCAUAUUCAUGUUCAGAAUGUGGUAAGCGUUUUAAACAAAAAUCAUACUUUGUUACACAUGAGAGAAUCCACACAGGAGAGACGUCAUAUUCAUGUUCAGAAUGUGGGAAAUGUUUUCAAAAUAGAUCACAUCUUACAAUACAUAAAAAAAUUCACACAGGAGAAAAGCCAUAUUCAUGUUCAGAAUGUGGGAAAUGUUUUAUAAGUAAGUCAGAGCUUGUUAUACAUGAAAGAAUUCACACGGGAGAGAAGCCAUAUUCAUGUACAGAAUGUGGUAAAUGUUUUAAAAGUAAAUCAGAGCUUUUUAUACAUGAAAGAAUUCACACGGGAGCGAGGCCAUAUUCAUGUUCAGAAUGUGGGAAAUGUUUUACAAAAUUAUCACAUCUUUCAAAACAUGAGAGAACCCACACAGGAGAGAAGCCAUAUUCAUGUUCACAAUGUGGUAAAAGUUUUAUAACUAAGUCAGAGCUUGUUAUACAUGAGAGAGUUCACACAGGAGGGAAGCCAUAUUCAUGUUCAGAAUGUGGUAAAUGUUUUAAACAAAAAUCACAUCUUUCAAAACAUGAGAUAACUCACACAGGAGAGAAGCCAUAUUCUUGUUCAGAAUGUGGUAAAUUUUUUAAACAAAAAUCAUAUCUUGUUAUACAUAAGAGAAUUCACACAGGAGAGAAGCCAUAUUCAUGUUCAGAAUGUGGAAAAUGUUUUAUACAAAAAUCACAACUUUCUGUACAUGAGAGAAUUCACACUGGAGACUGAGAUGAAAUAAUAAAUGAUAAAAAUAUAAUAUGGAGAAUGGAAAUAUGAGAUCUCAGGUGACAGUAAAAUGUGAUGUUUCUAAGUUCUGUUGUGAGAAUUAACCCUUGAAUAAACUUCAUAAUGAAACCUAAGCAGAAGCUAAAGCCAACAUCAUCUCUUGGUCAUCAGCACCUGGGGUCAUGUGACCCUUGUAGGUAAAUAACGGUAAUGAGAAGUAAUAUGUAAUGCUAUUGUGUAUCAUUUAGUAGUGACUUGUAGCUCUACACUACAGUAUGAUUGGAUGAUUUCUAUGGAUGAUAAUGAUUGGUGAUUACUAUGUAUUACCUCGGCCUCAUUUCCAUUAG